Topomyia yanbarensis is the source of this 7551-nucleotide messenger RNA. RefSeq lists its product as uncharacterized. The record is from RefSeq and is a predicted model, not a curated record. Gene Ontology annotation, biological process: DNA integration. Lineage: Eukaryota; Metazoa; Arthropoda; Insecta; Diptera; Culicidae. The transcript is spliced from 2 exons. Gene Ontology annotation, molecular function: nucleic acid binding. The coding region runs from base 90 to 3587 and encodes 1165 amino acids.
CGAUCGAAGACCUGGCUCAGAAAUAUAAACACCUCAAAGGCCUUCCGAUUCAGUCAUAUUCCGGAAUAACGCCAAGAAUAUUGAUAGGAAUGAAUAAUUGUCGACUUGGACAUGUACUGGAUAGCAGAGAGGGCAGAGAAAAUGAGCCAAUAGCUGCUAAAACUAGACUGGGCUGGUUUCAUCGUUCGUACCAUAUUUGCGCAUGUAAUAAAGGUAAUGAUGAUGAUCUACCCUCAGCUGUUAAAGAAUAUUUUGCUUUGGACAGUAUGGGGAUCGUAUCACCUCGAAAGAUUCUGCAAUCAAAGGAAGACGAGCGUGCCCUACACCUUCUCGAAAAAUGCACCACACUUAAAAAUGGGAGAUAUGAGAGCGGAUUCCUAUGGAAGUAUAACGACGUCCGACUACCAAACUCUAGAGCGAUGGCACUCAUGAGAACCAAAUGUCUCGAAAAAAGAAUGGUUCGCGAUCCAGAUUUAGCUGAUGCGCUCAAGUCAAAAAUAUCAGAGUAUGAGCAAAAGGGCUAUAUACGAAAGUUAACGCUGGUGGAACGGAAAAUACCUCGUAGCCGAGUAUGGUAUCUACCGAUUUUUCCUGUCGUUAACCCAAAUAAACCAAACAAGAUCCGUAUUGUUUGGGAUGCGGCAGCAGAGGUUCGUGGAAUAUCGUUGAACUCCCAAUUGUUGAAAGGCCCUGACCUACUGAACUCGCUAGUCUCAGUGCUAUACAAGUUUCGAGAAUAUAAAAUCGCCGUUACGGGGGACAUAUGCGAAAUGUUUCAUCAAGUGAAGAUGAACGAAAACGAUCAACAUUGCCAGAGAUUUUUCUGGCCCGCUGAAGUCCCGGGAGAAGAACCGCUCGAAUAUGUUAUGACAGUGCUGAGUUUCGAUGCUACAUGCUCCCCAGCAACUACCGAAUACUGCAUGAAUCUAAACGCCCAGCGAUUCGUCAAUGAACUCCCAGAAGCGGUAGAAACCAUCACGAAGCAGCAUUAUGUUGAUGAUAUGUUGACAAGUGUGGAGCAAGCUGAACAGGCUGUAAAGUUGGCAAAAGACGUCCAUCACAUUCAUCUACAAGCAGGGUUCGAGAUAAGAAACUGGCACUCGAACUCCGACUAUGUAUUAAAACGACUGGACGCCGACCACACCGCUGCAAUAAGCCUCAACAUAAAUGCAGGGACAGCCAUUGAAAAAAUUCUUGGAAUGUGGUGGGAUACAAGGGCAGAUUGUUUCACCUUCAAGCUAUCACCACGCCAUGAUACUGGUCUGCUUUCGGGACAAACUGCUCCAACAAAACGUGAACUCCUUCGGACUCUAAUGACCAUAUUCGACCCACUGGGGUUAAUCGCCAAUUUUCUUAUGUAUCUUAAAGUGCUCUUACAAGAAGUGUGGCGGUCAGGAGUGGGCUGGGAUGAAAAAAUAACGGGAAAUCUCCUGGAUAAAUGGAAAAUAUGGCUACGAGUACUUCAAGAAGUGCAAUCGGUAUCUGUACCUAGGUGCUACCGGAAACGCACAUCAGCAUCCGAUGAAACUACUACAAUUGAACUCCACACCUUUGUGGAUGCGAACGAGAGCGGUUAUGCUGCAGUAUCAUACUUCAGGUUCGAGGAGGGCGAUGAUAUAGAGUGCGCAAUCGCGUCAGCCAAAACACGCGUAGCUCCACUCAAGUACGUGACUAUUCCACGACUCGAGCUACAGGCCGCAGUCCUAGGAACUCGACUCGCUAAGAACAUCGCUGAGCAACAUAACCGGCCGAUUGAAAAGCGCUACUUUUAUACGGACUCAAAAGAUGUCAUGCACUGGCUGAAUUCGGACCACCGUCGGUACAGUCAGUUUGUGGCUGCACGUGUUAGUGAAAUACUUGACUCUACUACAACAACCGAAUGGUACUGGAUUUCGACGAAGCUUAACGUCGCAGACGAAGGCACAAAGUGGCAAAAAUUGCCUGAUCUCUCACCAAACAGUCGCUGGUUCCGGAGUCCUGAGUUCAUGUGGACGAAAAAAGUAAAUUGGCCAACUAACUGUACUAGCUUCGGAUCGAUGGACGAAGAACUUCGUUCUAGUAUCCUACACCACAGCGUUUGCGCAUCGACCGUGGAGUGGAAACGAUUCUCGAACUGGAGCCGAUUAUUGCGCUCGAUGGCAUGGAUUCAACGAUAUCUAUCAAAUCUUCAGCGGAAAGUGAGGCAUGGUAGCCUCCAGUAUGGUGCUUUAUCCCGUGAUGAGCUGAAGCUGGCCGAAAUGUGCAUCUAUCGCUUGGCACAGAAAGAAAUGUUCCCGAAGGACUAUUGCCUAGCAGAAACAUCCUUUACAACAAGUGUGCGAAAACCUCUUGUCGAAAAAGGCCAGCUGUACAAAUUACAUCCUGUAAUGGACGAAUAUCAAGUUUUGCGUAUUCCUGGACGCAUAGACGAAUGCAAAUUUGCUAGUGAUUCUGUAAAACGGCCAAUAUUCUUACCCCGACAGCACUACAUAACUACACUCGUACUUCAUGAUCUGCAUAAGCGCUAUCAUCAUCAAAAUCAUCAAACCGUGCUAAACGAGCUGAAGCAAAAAUACCACAUUCCUCAAGUACGCACACAAUAUGAUCGCGUAAAACGGAACUGCCAGCUAUGUAAAAUACGCAAAGCAACGCCACAACCUCCAAUGAUGGGUAGCCUACCAGCAGCCAGAUUAGCAGCCUACGCACGACCGUUUUCGUACAUAGGCGUAGACUACUUUGGACCACAGCAAGUGUUAGUAGGUCGCCGUGUCGAAAAACGAUGGGGCGUGCUAAUAACGUGCCUCACCGUGCGCGCCAUCCACGUUGAAAUAGCACACACUCUCACGACGGACUCCUGUAUCAUGGCCAUCCGUAAUUUCAUGUGCAGAAGAGGAAUCCCACUUGAAAUUUAUAGCGACCGAGGAACCAAUUUCAUCGGUGCCGAUAGGGAGCUAAAAAAUGUGUUGGAAACUGUAGAUCAAGAUCAUAUGGUAAAAGUUUUUACAACAGGUUCAACACGCUGGAAUUUCAAUCCACCUGCCUCCCCCCAUAUGGGGGGGAGCUGGGAACGGCUGAUCCAAUCCGUGAAGAAAGGACUCAUGCAGAUCAAGCCACAAAGACUACCAACAGACGAGAUUUUUCGGAACAUGCUGAUGGAAAUUGAGAUGGUCGUGAACUCUAGACCCCUGACAUACGUAGCAGCCGACAAUGAAUCCUUAUCAGCACUAACGCCAAACCAUUUUCUCCUGGGAACAUCAAAUGGUGUCAAACCACUUGUGCUGUACGACGACAGCGCAGACACCUUACGCAAAACUUGGAAAAUGUCUCAAGUGUACGCUAACAUUUUUUGGAAACGUUGGCUAACGGAAUAUCUCCCCACCAUUACGCGCAGAACGAAGUGGUUCCAGCCAGUGAAGCCUAUCCAAACGGGUGAUAUCGUCGUUGUCGUGGAUCCUGCAUUACCGAGGAACUGCUGGCCGAAAGGUCGAGUGGUGUCUGUUUCCCACUCGAAGGAUGGACAAGUACGCAGAGCCGUAAUUCAAACAUCAGGGGGGAUGAUGGAGCGACCCGCAGUGAAGAUUGCCGUUCUGGACGUCGGAUCAACAUAGAGUAUGCUGAUUCUAUGGCUUCAGCAUACUGGGGGGGAGUGUUACGACAAAGCCCCCUCGUCCAUACAAAUCUUCUUUACCGGUACCUGGAGACCUGUCCGAUCGAACGUCAACUCAUUGACAGCGACAGAUGAAUAAGUCUAGUUAGGAAGCGGACUAUAUUCUCUCUAUACAAAAUUAAAGAUCUACAAAUUUAUUAUAUACAAUCGGUAAAUUACUUACUUAUCUUAAUGCUACAAGAAAUAUUUAACUUAAAUUUAAACUAUAGACUACAAGCGAAAUUUAAGCAGUAAAGGCAUUAUUUAUAAUUAUUUGGUGAAAAACUAAGGUGUGAAAGGUGGUCUACGCUUUCUGUGGGUAUAAUUUGAAUACGCAGUAGAUUCAACCGUAAAGAGGUAAUAUUAAAUUAAUUAACUGAUAUUCGGAAUAUUCAAUGAAAACCUAACCUAAAUUAUAGUUGCUACAAACGUGGAGCAAGAACCGAACCGAUAUCAAAAGAGGUUAAAAAGGCACUAAACGUAAGAAAUGUGACCAUUACUUUAAAUAUUCAAAUAACCUUAAACUAGGUUUCAGAAAUUUUAUAAUCCUAUUAAUAAUAAAGAUUGUCGAACUGGAAAAGCCGCGGUUCCUUGCAACAGCAAUAAUAUUUAUAGAUUUCAGCUUUUUAUGUAUGAUGAAAAAGACACUUUUUUGAACAAUUUAAGAAGUGUUACAUAUCAAACAUGUUAUCAGUAACAAGCGUUAAUCAUGUUUCUUUCUAUUUCUAGCAAUUUGUUGAGUAGGGAUCUAUUAACUAUUUGAAUGUAUACACGGUGUGCCUAAAACCGUUAUUAACACAAAAAAUGACCAUCAAUUCAGCAUACGGCAUUCGAAAGAUACAGUAUCCAAGCAUCUUCUCAGUGAAUUUCAAAAUGAUCCAUCGAGAGAUUCGAGAGAUAUGGCGAUUAGGGGGUGGGCAUAGCGUAGUUGGUAAAUCGACUGCCUUGUACGCAGUUCACCUGGGUUCGAGUCCCGACCACGCACAUAGGGUUAGAAAUUUUUCACGAGAAAUUUAUCUAACCCGAAGGGGCAAAUGAUCUUAAGGUUAAAUCUUCUAUAAUCGAAAUAAAAUAAAAGAUAUGGCGAUUUGAAGUUUUAUGACGCGCUUCAUAAGGAUACCAGCAAACACCCAAGGGUUUGGUCCUAUCUUCAUAAACAAAACAAUAUUUGUCUACUUAUUUGGUACUUGGCAUUCGAAAGAGAUAGUAUUCAAGUAUAUCCCCUGCAAGCUUGAAAAUAUUUCUUUGACGGAAUUGAAAGUUAUAACGAUUUGAAUGCGGUAUGCGGCCAGAGAUGGGUUUUCUACCAGAUUUCAAGCAUGAAUCCAUAUUUGUCCAUUGACUAUGUACACUCAGGUUUUUUUACGCGGGGGAUACGAGCUGCGUAAAUGAAAACCGCGUAAAUGAAAACCGCGUAAAUUUCAAAAUCCGCGUAAAUGAAAACCGCGUAAAUUUCAAAAUCCGCGUAAAUGAAAACCGCGUAAAUUUCAAAAUCCGCGUAAAUGAAAACCGCGUAAAUUUCAAAAUCCGCGUAAAUGAAAACCGCGUAAAUUUCAAAAUCCGCGUAAAUGAAGACCACUUAAAUUUAAGAAUCCGCGAUAAAGGGAACCUCAUUGAUGGAUACCGCGUAAAUUCCAAAAUCCGCGUAAAUGAAAACCGCGUAAAUUUCAAAAACCGCGUAAAUGAAAACCGCAUAAAUUUCAAAAACCGCGUAAAAAAAACCGCGUAAAAAAAACCGCGUAAAAAAUACCGCGCAAAAAAAAACCGCGUAAAAAAAACUUGAGUGCAUUUAGAUCGUUUAUACGUGUCACGGUUUUACCAUUAAAUUACAUAAAUCUAGAGCUUUUUUUCAUUACAUCAUAUCUAACAGAAACGUCAAACGGAGAAAAUCGCGUUCAAAAAUUUCCUUGCAACUUUUAAAUUUUUUUAACAAUUAAAGCACACAGAAGGCUAUUAAAUCUACUAUCACCUCGGCAUUUACUCAUUGCAGAAUCGUAUAAGCAUAUUACAUGUUUUUCGCGAAAAUAAUAGGGAGAUAAUUGAUAACUAUUAUUUUAUUACAUUUUGCCGAUCACUUUUGCUAUUAUGCUCUUUUACAUAUGCGGUCUUGGCAACACCGUUUGUAGAUGGUACAUUUUACUGUGACGUUUUGAGAGACGGGCUUGUAGUUGUGAUAUAUUUCAUGUGCUGUAUUGCAACCGAGAGUGUAGAUAUGAGGUUUGGCAUUGGCAAAACAUACUAACUACAGUCGACUUGGAGAAACAUUACAACGCAAAACAUCACAUCUACAAAAUAUUAGCAAAGCUUUGGUAUACUAUAUGUGACAUUUUAAAUUAAGAUUAAAUUAACAUAUAAAGAGUUAUCAUUUUUCUCUAUUAUUUGUGGACGAUAAAGAGUCAAUGCUUAGCUUUUAUUUGGCAUAAUAAACUCAGUUUGUUUACAUUUGUUAGUUAUUACGUUUUGAAUAAACGGUAUAGAAAUAUAAUGUACAAAAGGUGUUAUUUAUAUGCAGAACUGAAAAUAAAAAUGAAAAUAGGGUUGUCUAUCUAACGUAUUAGUUUAACGUGUAAAUUAAAAAAAAACGAAUAAAAGUUGGAAUAUUUACUUCAAAAGGCCAUAUCUCAGUGGUUUGUCCAAUGAUUUUAAUAUUUUUUCUUUAUUGAACCGGUAGACGUUUCAUCAAUAAUUUUUAAUAAGAGGAAUAUAAAAUAGACUUGCCUACCUCAAAUAAUAGACAACAUAAUUGAUCUCAACUAUAUGUCUUAUCAUUAUUUAGUGAAUAUUUUUAUAUUAAAAAUGACAACCUAUCCAUUUUUAUACUCUAAUUGAUUGCAAUUGCAGUAACUACGAAAUGUAAAUAUAUGAAAUGUUAAUACUAACACAGUCGUGAUUCGUUGGUUGGUCAAUUUUUAACAGGAGCCGCUUUUUAGUUGGACCUCCGCUAAUUGGUCCAUUGUCGAACUAAAAAGCAUCUGAAUGUCAAAUUUUCAUGUUAAAUUCAUUUCGACAAUAAAACAGAUAAUAGUUAAAUAUGUGAACAGAUGCAUUUGUACUGAUAACAUUCCCUUUGACCAGUUUUUGACAUCUGUCAACCCAACCAGCAAAUCACGAUUGUACGAAACUUUCAACAUAAACCAUAUUAUAACAUAAAUUGUUCUGAAUCAGCAAAUACUAUCAUAUUUUUGAAUAUAUCCAUUGAAUUUAUGAUUUUAUUUUUCCAUGAUUUGCAGUUUGUGUUCGUUGCAUUCAACUAAUGUAUAGAAAUUGAUAGGUGAUCAUUUUGAUUAUAAAGAUAUUCACUAAAUAAUGAUAAUACUUAUAGUUGAGAAUAAUUAUCUUGUUUAAUGUUUGAGGUAGGCAGCUCUAUUAUAUAUUUUACUUAUUGAUGAAACGUCCACCUGUUCAAUAAUGGAAAAAUAUUUAAAAUCGGCUAACAAACCACUGAGAUAUGGCCUUUUGAAGUAAACAUUCCAACUUUUAUUAAUUUUGUUAAUUUACACGUUAUAGUUAACGUUCGGUAGACAACGCUAUUUUCAUAUUUUUUCAGUGCAGCAUACAAAUUACACUUUUUUACAUUAUAUUUAUGUAAUUAAAUACAGUAAUGUUUCGACUAUAUCACGCUUAUAUGUCCAUAUAGGUAUGCAUGGAUCUGUGUAUUUACAUACACACCUAGAAAAAAUCGUGUAAAUUUACGUCUCCUGACCAUGACAUAUACGUGCAUCAAAAAUGACAUAGUUUUACGAUUGAUUUUAAUUUUACAUGUCGUUGAAUGUUGCGAGACACAUAAUUUUACUCCACAUAUGGCGUUUGUUUAAAAUGUUGAAGGAUGUAAUUUUACGGCACUGCGCAUGGAAAGUACAUCUUUCAUGUAAAAUUAAACAGAACACGGUUAUAUUUCGUCACUUCGUCAAUUACGGUUUGUUAGA